GGAGGAAUUUCAACAAAUUACUGAGGAAAAAGGCAAGAAAAUAUACAAACGAGCUUUGUGUGUGCUUUGGCAAGUGCAUAACUCCUUCCCACACAAAGCCAACAGUGACCAAAGCCAGCCUGCUGCACGAACCACACAACAGGCAACACAGUCAACAAAUAAAAACAAGCAGCACAGUUUAGAUGAUGAGCAGCAGAACGGACACGGACGGUUCCUCAAUCAGAUUCAGCGAUCACACACUGGACAAGGCCACCAAGGCCAAGGUGACGUUGGAGAAUUACUACAGUAACUUGGUGACACAAUACGGCGAGCGUAAGCAGCGCCUGGCUAAAUUGGAGGCCCAGCUGAAGGACGAAAGUCUAACAGAGUCGCAACGUCAGGAGAAACGCUUACAGCAUGCGCAAAAAGAGACGGAAUAUUUGCGUCUCAAGCGAUUACGUCUGGGUGUCGAGGAUUUUGAGGCGUUGAAAGUCAUCGGGCGCGGUGCAUUCGGUGAGGUGCGAUUGGUGCAAAAAAAGGACACGGGACAUGUCUACGCUAUGAAAGUGCUCCGCAAGGCCGAUAUGCUCGAGAAAGAACAAGUGGCGCAUGUACGGGCCGAGCGUGAUGUUCUUGUGGAGGCCGAUCAUCAGUGGGUGGUCAAGAUGUACUAUAGUUUUCAGGAUCAGGUCAAUUUAUAUUUGAUAAUGGAGUUCUUGCCUGGCGGGGACAUGAUGACGCUGUUGAUGAAAAAGGACACACUAUCAGAAGAGGGCACACAGUUCUACAUCAGCGAGACGGCGCUGGCGAUCGACUCGAUACACAAACUCGGUUUCAUACACAGGGACAUUAAGCCUGACAAUUUGCUGCUCGAUGCUCGAGGGCAUCUCAAGCUCUCCGAUUUUGGACUCUGCACUGGUCUGAAGAAGUCACAUCGAACAGACUUUUAUCGGGACUUGUCGCAAGCGAAACCAUCAGAUUUCAUUGGCACCUGUGCAAGUCCCAUGGAUUCGAAGAGGCGGGCCGAGUCGUGGAAACGGAAUCGACGUGCCCUUGCCUACAGCACAGUUGGAACGCCGGAUUACAUUGCACCCGAAGUAUUUCUGCAGACUGGAUAUGGACCAGCCUGCGAUUGGUGGUCGCUGGGCGUCAUCAUGUACGAAAUGCUAAUGGGCUAUCCACCAUUCUGCUCAGAUAAUCCGCAGGACACCUACCGCAAGGUAAUGAACUGGCGCGAGACCCUUAUCUUUCCACCAGAAAUCCCCAUAUCGGAGGAGGCAAAGGAGACGAUCAUCAAAUUCUGCUGUGAGGCGGAUCGCCGGUUGGGCUCGCAGCGUGGACUGGAGGACCUGAAGUCGGUGCCGUUCUUCCGCGGCGUCGACUGGGAGCAUAUACGGGAGCGACCAGCGGCCAUACCCGUUGAGGUGCGCUCCAUUGAUGAUACGUCCAAUUUCGAUGAAUUUCCUGAUGUCUCGCUGGAGAUACCAUCAGCGCCUAUACCGCAGGGCGGUGAGAUUGCCAAGGAUUGGGUCUUUAUCAACUACACGUACAAGCGAUUCGAGGUGCGAAAUUUGGAGUGAAUCAGGACUCGUAGCAAAAGCAGGAGAAGGAGCAGAAGCAGUAGCAUCUUCGAGGUUGCCGCACUUUGCCACCCAUACUCGUAUUUUCACCACCAUAGCCGUCGUCGCCGUCGCCGUCUCUCUAACACCAUCACCACCAAGAGCAAGAGCAUUCUCCACGCUAAACAAAAACUUAAUUUUCCUUUUUGAAUAUCUUACCUACAUGUGUAUUUAAAUACUAGCUAACAUUUGUGAUUCCAAACGAAGAGAAAAGUGAAGAUAGCGAGAUCUAA
This is a messenger RNA of Drosophila persimilis, 1831 nucleotides long. RefSeq names its product serine/threonine-protein kinase tricorner (gene trc). The record is from RefSeq and is a predicted model, not a curated record. Gene Ontology annotation, molecular function: protein serine/threonine kinase activity; ATP binding. Gene Ontology annotation, biological process: intracellular signal transduction; peptidyl-serine phosphorylation. Bases 183 to 1559 code for a protein of 458 amino acids. Lineage: Eukaryota; Metazoa; Arthropoda; Insecta; Diptera; Drosophilidae. The transcript has 5 exons.